Peniophora sp. CBMAI 1063 is the source of this 777-nucleotide messenger RNA. The record is from the annotation of a GenBank genome assembly. NCBI's taxonomy places the organism in Eukaryota, Fungi, Basidiomycota, Agaricomycetes, Russulales, Peniophoraceae.
AUGUCUUCUUCGCUCCGGCUCGCAACGCAUCGCGUAGCUAUCGUCACGGGCGCCGCUCGAGGUAUUGGAAAAAGCGUUGCUCUACGCCUUGCACAGGACGGUCACGAUGUGGCGGUCGUGGACAUGCGGGGCAGUGCCGUGUACGAGGUCGAGCGUGAGAUCAAGGCACUCGGUAGACGGUCAAUGGCGCUCUACACGGACGUAUCUAAGGAUCAAGAGGUCGAGAAAAUGGUAAAUGACGUUGCGGGCAAAUUGGGCGGUGUCGAUAUAAUGGUUGCAAACGCCGGUAUAUGUCGCGCGGGGACUGUUCUGGAUACGCGCACUGAGGAUUUCAGAAACAUCAUGGACGUGAACGCGUCUGGUGUCUUCUUCUGUUAUAAGCACGCCGGGUUGAGGAUGGUCAAGCAAGGUCGUGGUGGACGUAUAAUCGGUGCUUCUUCGGGCGCUGGUAAGAUUGGCGGUAAACAUUGGUUCGCCUACAGCGCCAGCAAGUUCGCCGUACGUGGGAUGACGCAAGCCGCAGCUCUCGAACUGGCUCAGUAUAACAUCACUGUCAACGCUUACGCGCCGGGGGUGAUCGAGACCAAGAUGUCUCAGGAGCUAUUCGAAUCACUUCAGGAUCAGAGCAUUCGCUCGCAUAUCUUGGCGGCGACACCAGUGGGCCGCUUUGGAGACCCUGAUGACAUUGCCAACUACGUUUCAUGGCUCACAUCAGAGGACUCAGCCUUUGUCACCGGUCAGACAGUCAGCAUUUCCGGGGGUGCAUACUUCGAUUAG